UGUGCAUUGGGACAAAAGGGAUGCUGUGGGAUCGAAAGAGCUCACUUGUGUCGAGGUCCAGGCACGCAGCUGGCGCUUAACGAGGACGGCGUGGUGACCCCUAGUGGGCUGCUGCCUUCCUGCUUCUUCCUGGCAGUCCCCAGCCGCGGUCCUUGGGACACGAAGUGGACUGAAUCACCACUUCCAGAAGGCGGGGAGCAUUGGACCCUGUUCCUGAGAUUCUCCAUCAGUAGCUGCUACGGCGUGGUCCCUUCCGUCCUCCUGAAAUUGCCCUGCAGCACGACCCCACCGGUCCGCUCAUCAUCCAAUGCACCCACUUCAGUGCCCAGCGCACGUGUGGACUUAGGCCCCACUGGAAACGCAUCAGAACAGCGAGGGGAGGCUGCAUCUCCGUCCAGCGGGGAGGGACUGGGAGGCAGCUGUCACGAAGGCCCGGGCACCCCGGCUCGUCUCUGCCACGUAAACCUCUCCCAAGUGGUGAGAUCUGCCCGGGUGGCAGCGGGGACCCUGAGCGAGGCCCAGCCCCCCCCCCACUGCUGCCAAGAGGCGGAGGGCCGCCUCCGGGGGGCCUCCCUGGGGACAGGCCCCGGUUGCCCCCGGCUCACUGCGGGCCAAGGAAAGGUGUUCUCAGGUGAAACUCGGUCUGUUGGCACCCGGGUUCUCCCUAAAAGUGUCCUUUGGCAGGGGCCCCAGCUCCCACUGGCUCUAACGAUGGACAGCUCGAUUUGGGGGAAACGUCAGGGCCAGCGGUCAGAGUGUCGCCGUGCUGCGUCUCCUCAGUCACGGUGGGGCUUGCCUGCGAAGCUGAUACCACCUCUGUCUCACCAGCCAGGACACGGAGAUGCCGGGAGGUUACGGACUCCCCAGCCCUGCAAGCAUUCCCCACCCACCCCCGUCCCAGAGAGUGUCCAGGGAGCUCGUGUUUCCUGCCCCAAGAGGCGUCCACCGGAAGCAGAUGAGCGGUCCAGCUGUGGGUUCGGUGGAGACGGGCAGCUGCGGGCGCCCCUGCGCGCGGGCGUUCUGAGCAGGCAGGACCUCGGAGCUGCCCGUGGGGGUGAGCUGACCCCCACCGGAUCAGCCGCUGGAUACAGGCCGCUCGUCUCCCCUGAGGCCUUUGAAACAUUUGCUCUCAGGAAAAAAGUGCUAGUGAUGUAUCUGCCCCCCGCACCUCUACUCCAGCUUCUCAGGGUGGCCGUAUUAGUGGGACCCUUUUGCAUGCAAAUGAGUGAAACCCGGUCACCCUGGUUUAAGGGGCACGGAGGGUCCCAGGGGCCCUGUCACUGCGCAGUCUGGGGGCGGGUGGCGUCCCUCGGCCUGGCGCACUGGCCCAAACUGGGCAGCACGACCACCUCCCUCCUUCCCCAGGGCCCACCACACUCCCCUGCUUCUGCCCCGCGCUGCCUGCUGGUUUUCCCCUCAGCGGGCUCUCUUCGUGGGGCGGGUCUUCGUGGGGAGGGCUUUCCUGGUGGCUCCGGCUCACAGCUCCCUGGUCUGCGGUUCCAGUUCAAGCGAAGGUGGUCAGCGCUGCCCUCUCCUGAAUCACGUCUGCGCUUUCAAGCCAGAGGAAAGCCGUGUCCCCCGGCUGGGCCUCGCUACAUGGCCACCCCGGGGCGUCAGGAGGAGCUGGUCAGCCCUGGGGGAAGACGACGUGCCUUUUCCAACGGGAGGGACAGCGGGGGCUGGCCCGGGGGCCCACCUCUUCCUCUCAGAGGUCUCAAAGGCCUGCAGGGAGGCCAGGAGCGCUCACACCUGCUGGCCAUCGGCGGGGGCAGGGGGGCACCAGAUUUCCUUCCUGCUACAUUCGAAAUGGGGCUUUCGUCCAUCACUGAGAAGUCUUCACAGGGCACCUGCUCUGGGCCCAGCCCAAGCGGGGCCGGUACUGAGGAGAUGCAGGUCACAGCCGUGCUGCCCUCAGUGUGAUGCCAGCCAUGUGUGAGGCAUGCUUUCCAGCAGCCUCGUUGAAAAAGUAAAAGGACAGGGAGAUCAGCUCGGUGCUUUGUGACCA
Molecule: messenger RNA, 2005 nt
Organism: Balaenoptera musculus (blue whale)
Lineage: Eukaryota; Metazoa; Chordata; Mammalia; Artiodactyla; Balaenopteridae
Exons: 3
Coding region: 712-1920 (402 amino acids)
Source: RefSeq, a predicted model, not a curated record